UCUCCCUGUCUCUCUCCCUCUUUCGCUCUCCUCUCUCUCAUUCUCCCUCUCUCUGUGUUUUCCACUUGUGGUUGCUGUUGCUACUUGCUGCCGACAUCACUUGUCUUCUUUGUUCUUCAAGGGACUUCUGCUACUUUGAGGUUAUAACUGGGUUUCUAGGUUGGAGAAAUCGUGCCUGAAAAAUGACUAUGCACACUGUUUUCUUCAAGGAGCAUCAAGAAAAUGUUGCUCAGGACUCCGGCGCCGAUGGAUGUCUCUCGUCGGUGACGCCAUGGUCUGAACUCAGAUCUCAGCCGCAGCCGGCCGUGGCUUACACUGAGACUUUUGGCCAGUCAAAGAUGGCGUCGUUGGAGCUUUUCGCCGGUGCUAAGCAGCCGGAAGAACAUCAAUUUGGGCUCGCCGCAAAAGGGAAUACCACACCCUUUACCCUCUUCUCCGGUGACUACAAAGCUGCUGAUCAGAAAGCUCAAAUCCAGACAAUCACCAUGGAUGGAGGGCAUUUUGACAUUGGAUUCGGGCAGCCUUUGAUUUAUGGGAAAUAUCCUUAUGCAGAGCCCUUUUAUGGCGUCAACUCCAUCUACGGGGCUCAAGUUGCGGGGCGCAUCAUGUUGCCGAUGAGCAUGAGCGCUGAUGGAGGGCCGAUCUUCGUCAAUGCCAAGCAGCACAACGGCAUCAUGAGGCGACGAAGGAAGCGCGCCGAGGCCGAGCUGGAGAAUAAAGUUCUGAGAUAUCGCAAGCCUUAUCUGCACCUGUCCCGGCAUCUCCACGCAAUGCGGCGCCCUAGAGGCAACGGCGGGCGGUUCCUCAACACGAAGAACACUAGUGGCGGCAGCGAAAAGCCAGCCCUGAAGAGCAACACUACCACUGCUACAAUUACUUCUGCUACUACUACAGGUGAGUGCAGGAAACAGAGUGGAUCACAGGUAUCAGAAGUGCUGCAAAACGAUGGAGGAGGGAUUAAUUCGAAGGGAACGAAUAGCUACAGCAGCAGGUCGAUGAGUCCGAAUUCGGAAGUGACGAGUCACCACCACAUGUUUUUCUUGAGGGGCGGCAGCGGAGGUGGUGGUGGUGGCGGUGGCGGGGGCAGUGGUGCUCAGCAUCACCAUCAGUUUCAGAUUAAUCGGCUCCACCCUUCGUUUCAGCCGUUUCCGGAUGUGGCGGAUACCGAUCUCGGCAUCGCCAUGGCAGCUUCCGGUGAUUACUGAUUGAUGAGAGCGGGAAUUGGUGUCCUGUUGAGGGAGCCAUUCCCGUUUGGUGAUGAUGAUUUGUCGCUUGGGCAACUCAUUCUUGGCUACUCCAUUCAUUUGGAGAAUUUGAACUAUGUGUCUUGUCUGUGUCUGUGUCUGUGUAGCAUAAAUAAUGGAUGAAGCUUGUUGUUUGUUAAUGGCGUCGUCUGCAACUUGUCUAAAUUAUGUGAGACUUUGCUUGUGGUCCUCCGUCCAGACCAGAUAAGUAUGUGUAGUGUGGUUUUGUUUGGUUUGGUUUGGUUUUGUUUUGUUUUGUGUGAUCGUAUUUUGGUUAAAUCAAGAAUCGAGUCUGUAUUAUAAUCAGCA
This is a messenger RNA of Andrographis paniculata, 1553 nucleotides long. Its product is annotated as nuclear transcription factor Y subunit A-10-like. Gene Ontology annotation, molecular function: RNA polymerase II cis-regulatory region sequence-specific DNA binding; DNA-binding transcription factor activity, RNA polymerase II-specific. The transcript has 6 exons. NCBI's taxonomy places the organism in Eukaryota, Viridiplantae, Streptophyta, Magnoliopsida, Lamiales, Acanthaceae. Gene Ontology annotation, biological process: regulation of transcription by RNA polymerase II. Bases 183 to 1205 code for a protein of 340 amino acids. The record is from RefSeq and is a predicted model, not a curated record.